CCGCCUCGGCAAUCUCGCUCACGCGAAGGCGGGAAAAUCCCCUCCCGAUCGUUCCAGAACCUUCCAGAAGGGCGUUCCGCAAGAUUCGCCAUUCCCCCCCUUAGCCCAUGGCUGCAUCGGCGUCGGCGGCGGGCGGCGAGACCCCGAAGCAGCUCCUCUCCAUCAUCCGCGACUUCGCCUCCGAGAAGUCCCACGGCGAGCGCAGGGUCUCGGGCCUCAAGCGGCACCUCGCCGACCUGCGCGCCGCCGCUGACUCGGCCGCGGCGGAGCUCGACGCCGCGAAGCAAGCGCGGGAGGCGGCGGAGCAGGAGCUCCGCGGGAGCCAGGUGCAGGCCGCCAUCGCCACCUCGUCCAUCCAGGCACUCGAGGCGACGAUCUCGCGUCUCCAGGAGGAGAUCACGAAUGUGGGCUCCGAUUUGGACGCGCUCAAGAGGAAGGGAGACGGCGAGAGAGACGAGUUCAUCAGCCAGAUGCAUGAGAUGAAUGCUAAGAUAAGGCAAUUUCAACAGAUGGUUUCUCUAGAAUUAGCAGAAGACAAUCACUCUGGGUUGCUGUCAACAGAAGGUCAAGAUGUCGGAGACAAGAAUAAAACUAUGGAGUCAGAAGAUAUUUUGAAAGAUUUGGUUGAUAAAGUGAGCAACGUUGAUGCUGAGGUGCAUGUCUUGGAUGGAGAGUAUCAAAAGGAUCUGCUUGAUCAUGAUAAGGUUCGUCAGGAGUUGGCUGAUUUCCAAGCAAAGAGAGCUCUUAUGGAGGCUGUGAUGGGGGAGAUGAAGCAGUUGCAGGAGCUGGGAGGGCGGGCAGCUGAACUGGAAAAAGUGCACGCUUCACUUGCAGAGGAGUUGCAGCGGCGGUACGCAUGCUCCCGCUGCGGCGUCAACAACAUGCCUGGGUUGGAAGCAGCAAACUAGACAUGGCGUUGGUUGCUGUGUACAUACGCAAGUUUGGCGAAGCUUGUAAAUAAAUGGGAGGCAUCGGUCAUAGUCCGUACAAGAUAUAACCCCUUGGUCAAGUGAUUAUACACAUUGGUGCUGUUGUCGUUGACUCGUUGCAACCAAAUUCGCAGAAACACUGGUAAAACUCUUGAACGAUGAAGAUUGAAGCUGCCCGAUUCUGUCCGAAUUUACCCAUUCCUCACCUUCGUUUCGUCCUGAUGCCAUUUUCGUUUUCCAUGGCGUACUUCUUUCUCACGUGUUGCUUAAUUUGAUCAUUUCUAUAAUCAUGACUACACUAUAACUAUUGGUUAAAAUUAUGUGCAUAGCAUAUUGCCACACAGAAAAGAGUGUAAA
This is a messenger RNA of Phragmites australis (common reed), 1286 nucleotides long. RefSeq lists its product as uncharacterized. Bases 108 to 908 code for a protein of 266 amino acids. The transcript has 9 exons. Lineage: Eukaryota; Viridiplantae; Streptophyta; Magnoliopsida; Poales; Poaceae. The record is from RefSeq and is a predicted model, not a curated record.